Messenger RNA from Vanrija pseudolonga, 2244 nucleotides. RefSeq names its product mRNA export factor mex67 (gene mex67). Gene Ontology annotation, cellular component: nucleus. Gene Ontology annotation, molecular function: protein binding; RNA binding. Lineage: Eukaryota; Fungi; Basidiomycota; Tremellomycetes; Trichosporonales; Trichosporonaceae. The transcript is spliced from 7 exons. The record is from RefSeq and is a predicted model, not a curated record. Gene Ontology annotation, biological process: poly(A)+ mRNA export from nucleus. The coding region runs from base 211 to 2109 and encodes 632 amino acids.
UCUCAUUUCAAGUCGUCCUUGUUCGACACUGCACCUUGCCAUUCACACACUCUCUCAAGCAACAACAACUACACUUCUAUUGUCAUCACUCAAACCCACGACAAACCCGCAGCCAUCCGGUCUUCAUUCCAACGCCAUAGGCGCCAGGCCUCAACUCUCGGCGCUGCAGACGACUUUCCUUUCCUCCCACUCCCACCCGAUCAAUCUGCAAUGGCACAGCAGGGCUCAAGCUCGGGCAUUGCAGUCCGCGGCGCAUCCACUCGCGCGCUCUCUUCGGCACUCCGCGGCGCUGGCAUGAGCUCCGACGCUGGACAGGGCAUGGACGUCGACGGAGGCAUUGGCAGAACGCGCGGUGGCCGUCACCGCCGUUCAGAGGCGCGGUCGGCUGGUAACCCACUCGAUCAGUCUGGACGCCACCGACCAGGAAAAGACACUCCUUACAGCAAGCCCGAUGGCAAGGGAUCGCUCUCCAGCCGCAUCGGCGCCGUCGCUGGCUCCAGCAGCUCCGGCGGCCAAGCGCCUGCCCGCGGCGCCAAAGGCAAGCGCAACAUCAACCCGCGCCGCAACCCCGAGGGAACGCCAGACGUUCUCCGUGACACCAACCCCAAGCGCGCUCAGGUUCAGUCUCAACAGCACAGCAAGCUCAACGAAGUGCUGAGGGGCGAUGAAAUCAAGGAAUGGCUCAAGAGCCGCGUUAUCGCGCCCGGUGUCCUCGACAUGUCGAACCUCCCGGGCGAUGCCUGGCUGCAGGAGAAAGGUAUUCUCCCUCCCGGCCACAAGGACGCCCCCGUCAACGUCGGCCACGUCUUUUGGAAGCUCAUCUCGUCCACUCUGGAAACCCCCGGCAACCCCAUCACCACCCUGUCAUUGGCCAAGAACGAGUUCAACACGCUUCACCAACUGGCCAAGCUUCCACUUUGCUUGCCCCACAUCCGCGCCCUUGAUCUCAGCGACAACCCCAUCGCUAAGAGCGACGAACUCAAGCACCUUCAGUCUGCUGGCGAACAAAAGGGCAAGGCCAGCACUGGCGCUGGCAGUCUCAAGAGCCUCACCGAGCUCAAGCUCAAUGGUGCCAGGUUCCGAGAGGAGACUCUGCUGCGCCCCAACGGCGCCGACAUCUACCAACACGACGUCCUCCGCCGCUUCCCUGGACUUUUGAUCUUGGACGGCGUGCAGCUCAACCGUAUCGUUUUCCCCCUCGAGCGCAAGCCAGUUGUGAAGCGCACUGAGGAGGAGCGCAAGCCACUGGCGGCUGUCCCGUUCAGCUUCCCCUUCGACGUCGUCAACACAUUCAAAGAGACGGAUUCUGUCGAGUCGACGGUCAUGUCAUUCUGCCAGAUCUUCUUUACGCUCUUUGACAACAACCGUACCGAAUUGGUGGACAUUUACCACCCCGAAGCCACACUCUCGAUCGCGGCCAACACCCUUCCGAGUCGUUCCGCCCAGGCUGCCGACGUUAGCAAGACGAGGUCUUCGCGCCCAGCCCCCGUGUCCUUUGAGCAAUGGGUCAACCUGCCUGGUCGCAACUUCUUCCGCACGUGCACGACCAUUGAGCAGCGCACCAACACCCUCAAGUCUCCUAUGGACCGCGAGGCGCUACUCACGUGGUGGAAGAAGGUUCCCCGAACGAGGCACCCCAUCACCGACGCGUCAAAGUGGAGCUUUGACUCCUGGUACUUUGACGACAACAACGACCGCAUCUCGGCUGUGAUCCAGGGCGAGUUUGAAGAGCUGCCCUCUGGCACGUACCGAUCGUUCACUCGUACUUUCAUUCUUGGCGCGCCUCCCGCUGGCUCGGCCGCGGCUGCCAAACAGUACCCUUGCAUUGUCCUCUCGGACCAGAUGGUCGUCCACUCGUACUUGGGCACUGGGUCGUUCGAUUCGAAGAGCUCGCUCGUGCAGCCCGACAUUGCCAUUGUUCCUCCGAACGGAGCCGUUCUCGACGAAGCCGGUCAGAAGGCGCUGCUCAUCAAGCAGGUUCGAGCGCGCACGGGCAUGAACGACGCCUAUUCUGAGAUGUGUCUAGCCCAAAACGACUGGGACGUUGAGCGCGCAGUCGCCAACUUCCAAGAGAUCCGUGGCAGCAUUCCUGCCGACGCAUUUGUGUAGACGCGCGCGUCCGAAGGGUUUUCCAUUUCAAUCACCAUCCACUAUCCAACCAUCAUGCGGACUAUUCGCAACCUACAUGUCUGGCUAUAUAGCAUGCUUCCUCCUCAAAUGUAUCCAAAUCACCCCAAGAACGAA